AUGGCAGACACCUGCGCUGAUGUGCUCAUAGGACAGCACCCCGCUGUGGUCCGUGUCUUCGGGAUUUUGUCCGACUCCUCCUUCCAGCCGGUGGGCCUGGAGCUGCUGUCACGCAGAAGCUUCAUUGGGGAAAACCCAGGAACUCCUCAGCGGGUUGAAGGGAAGGUGAGCCUGACUGAGACCCAGCCGUGCAGGGAGGACCUGCUGCCCCCAUCCCCUACAACUGAUUGUCAGCACAAUCUGCAGUUCUGCCAGACCUGGAGGGGACAAACAGCAUCUCACAUCGGAAAUAGAGGGUCUUGUAGGAACCUGCACCCAGAGCCUCUUGAACCAGCAUGGCCAGCCUUCAGGACAACACUCUUCGGAUCGUUCUGGUGGGAAGAACUGGAAGUGGAAAAAGUGCAACAGCAAACAGCAUCCUGGGGGAAAGUAUAUUUGAUUCUAGAAGUAGUGCCAGUGUCUGUUACUAAGAGCUGUCAGAAAGCAUCGAGGGCCUGGAAGGGGAGGAACCUUGUUGUGGUGGACACCCCAGGGCUCUUUGACACCAAGAAGACACUGAUCUUCACCUGUGACGAAAUCAGUAAGUGUGUCCUCCACUCCAGCCCUGGGCCUCACGCCAUCAUCCUGGUCUUACAGCUUGCUCGAGCCACAGAGGAAGAGUACAACACAAUUAAAUUGAUCCAGGCUAUCUUUGGGAAGCGCGCCAUGAAGCACAUGAUGAUCUUGUUCACUUGCAAAGAUCUACUGGACAAAGAUCAGGACGUGAGUAGCUCUGUAGGAGAGGCAGAUGAACGCUUCAAAACCCUUAUUGAGGAGUUUGGGAAUCGCUACUGUGCCUUCAACAACAGAAGUGCAGACGAGGCUGAGAAGGAAGCUCAACUGCAGGAGCUGGUAGAGCUGAUCGAGGCAAUCGUGCAGGAGAAUGGAGGGACUCACUUUUCGGAUCCCAUCUAUGAGUACACAGCGGAAAAGGUAAAACGUCUGGAAGAGGCCUUGGAGAAAAUUCAUGCUGAGCGAUCAGAAAAAGAAAAACUGAUACAAGAGCUAUAUGCCCGGGGAAAAAUAAAGGAGAAAGAAAUGAAUGAACAAAUGAUAUCCCUAAAGGAAAAAUGUGAUAAACAAAGUAAAACUACAAAGGAAGAAGGUGAAAAAAGUAUAAUUGCAGGGAUUUUUAAUUGGAUUAAGAGUUUGCUUGCAUCCUUGUGGUCUGAGCUUUGGAAAUAAUGCAGUUUUUUCUUCUUAAUUUAGUAUGAUUUGUCAAUGUGCCAGAAUAUAUAUUCCAAACUUGGCUGUAGUGAUUUCUUCUAUCGCACCAGUUUUUCUUGACGUCUGAGCUGUUGCACCUUCUGCUGAGUUAUGGGGACUGUUGCCCGCCUUGAAAUUCCAUGACCUCUGUGACUGCUUUCAUGAGUAGUGGCGGGUCUGACUUCUGAAGUUAGACAGGGACUGUGCUGCCUUGCUCUCUGUAGUAGGCACCCUCGGAACAUUGCCCACGUGCUGUGAGGAAGCCCACGUUGCCCAUUGAGAGGGCCCCAGGAAGAGGACUGGAAUCCUGGCCCCAUCCCCUGUGUGCUCUUCCAUCUGCCAGUGGGACCACCUGCCAGCCGUGCAGAUGUGGGCACAGGGUAGUGGGCUCUCCAGCUGCCAGCAGAGCUGCCUCAGGGGAAGCUGCAGACAGCAAAGAUGGGCCAUCCCCACCACAUCACGCCUAGUUUGUAGAUUCAUGA
Phyllostomus hastatus (greater spear-nosed bat) is the source of this 1727-nucleotide messenger RNA. RefSeq names its product GTPase IMAP family member 7-like. Bases 1 to 1224 code for a protein of 407 amino acids. The transcript has 5 exons. The record is from RefSeq and is a predicted model, not a curated record. Gene Ontology annotation, molecular function: GTP binding. NCBI's taxonomy places the organism in Eukaryota, Metazoa, Chordata, Mammalia, Chiroptera, Phyllostomidae.